This is a messenger RNA of Saitoella complicata NRRL Y-17804, 859 nucleotides long. Its product is annotated as chorismate mutase. The record is from RefSeq and is a predicted model, not a curated record. Gene Ontology annotation, molecular function: chorismate mutase activity. Gene Ontology annotation, cellular component: cytoplasm. The transcript has 3 exons. Lineage: Eukaryota; Fungi; Ascomycota; Saitoellomycetes; Saitoellales; Saitoellaceae. Gene Ontology annotation, biological process: aromatic amino acid biosynthetic process; chorismate metabolic process. Bases 32 to 826 code for a protein of 264 amino acids.
ACAAAGACUCCGCCUGUAGCAGCUGCCAGAAAUGGACUUGACAGACAGAAGCAACAGCAUACACGCCGCAGAUCACAGCGUCAGCAUGGAUCUGAACGAUCUGCGGUACCAGCUCAUUCGUUUGGAGGACACAAUCAUCUUCAGCCUCAUCGAACGCGCUCAAUUCAAGCAAAAUAAGCUCGUCUACACUCCAAACGGCAUUCCACUGCCAGACUUCAAGGGCUCUUUCCUGGAUUGGGUCGUGCAGGAGACUGAGGUCAUCCAUGCCAAGGUCCGCCGGUAUCAGUCACCAGACGAGUACGCAUUCACCGCUGACCUUCCUGAACCUAUCCUUCCACCACUCACCUACCCACGAUUUCUGCAUCCAAACGACAUCAACGUCAAUGACAAGAUCAAGGAUUACUACGUCGAGAGAAUCAUCCCGGCAAUCUGCGAGGAGGGCGAUGAUGUGAACUAUGGCAGUGCGGCAACCAUCGAUAUUCAGUGUUUGCAAGCAUUGAGCCGAAGAAUACACUACGGCAAAUAUGUAGCAGAGGUCAAGUAUAGAUCAGACCCAGAAAAGAUGAACGAGCUCAUCAGGGCGAGGGAUGUAGGCGGAUUAGAUGCAGCUAUCACCAAUGCUGCGGUGGAGAAGCAGGUGUUGGAGCGACUCGGCAGAAAAGCUCGGGCUUAUGGAAGAGAUCCAGUGGAGCUGAACAAUGACACCACCGGCGCGCCCGCAAGAGUAGAUGUGGACACGGUGGUGAGCAUGUACAGGGACUGGGUAAUCCCAUUGACGAAAGAAGUGGAAGUGGACUAUCUCUUGCGACGCCUAGACAACGCUUAACCGAAAGCCAAAAAUAUAUCAAAAACUUACGCC